UCUUGGGGCAGCUGUUAAGGACUCCGGAAGUAUCUUACUGUCAAAAUAAACAACGUGUAAAUUUUCAAAUUGUCAAAAUGUAUCAUCUUUUAUCAGGCUUUUACAAAUACUUAUUUCAGUUAGAUGAAUAUUACGUUCUUAUAUUGGGUUUAGACAAUGCUGGAAAAUCGACAUAUCUAGAGGCAGCCAAAACCCACUUCACGAAAAAUUAUAAAGCACUUAAUCCCAAUAAAAUUACCUCAACAGUUGGAUUAAACAUAGGGGUCAUCGAAACCGAUGGCUGCAGUUUGAAUUUCUGGGAUUUAGGUGGUCAAGAGGAGUUGCAGUCCCUCUGGGACAAGUACUAUGCUGAAUCACAUGCAGUAAUCUAUGUGGUUGAUGCUUUUGCUCGUGACAGAAUUGAAGAAUCUAAGGCUGUGUUUGAUAAAAUGAUUGCAAGUGAGCUGUUAAAGGGCAUCCCUUUGCUUGUCCUUGCAAACAAACAAGAUCUUCAGGAUAGUAUGGGUGUACGUGAAGUGAAGCCCAUAUUUAACCAAAAUGCCCAUUUAAUAGGUCAAAGGGAUUGCAUGGUGAUGCCUAUUUCUGCAUUGAAUGGGGAUGGUGUGGAUGAAGGAAUCAAAUGGCUGGUUCAGUGUAUAAAACGUAAUAGUGUUGUCCGACCGCCUAGGAAUCAGAGUGAUAAUUAAUAAGCUGCCAUG
This is a messenger RNA of Daphnia magna, 698 nucleotides long. RefSeq names its product ADP-ribosylation factor-related protein 1 (gene Arfrp1). Gene Ontology annotation, biological process: intracellular protein transport; protein localization to organelle; Golgi to plasma membrane protein transport. Gene Ontology annotation, molecular function: GTP binding; GTPase activity. The coding region runs from base 78 to 686 and encodes 202 amino acids. The transcript is spliced from 6 exons. The record is from RefSeq and is a predicted model, not a curated record. NCBI's taxonomy places the organism in Eukaryota, Metazoa, Arthropoda, Branchiopoda, Diplostraca, Daphniidae. Gene Ontology annotation, cellular component: Golgi apparatus.